AUGUUCUUCAGGAAAAAGAAGCCUGAAGUAUCAGUGGGACCAGUAAGUCCAGUUCGACCAAUAACAUCAAUUGAAUCAUUCAGUCCAGUUUCUUCAUCAAAAAAUACUUCUUGGCGUCAACAUAUAAAAGAAGUAAACAAUAACAACAAUGAACAUAGAAAACUAUUUGAUGGUUACCGUCCAGUAACACCGAUACAGCCAUUUGAUAUUUUACCUGUUUCAAUUCCACGUAUCGAAAUUGAUAAGGCUAUCAACAAUACUUUUCCAUCACGACAAAAUCAUUGCAACGAUACGUUUUACGAGCAUUCACCGCGAUCUGAUGAUUCCCGUGUUUUAUCUCAAUCAAGUCAUUCCGGUAGCGGUGGCAUAGUACCAUCAGUAAAUUCUAUUUCUGUGUCUAAUUCGAUAGGUCCACUCAAAAAAAUUAUCAAAGAAAGUCGUUGGAUAUCGGUGCAUAAUGGGCAACCGGUCAGUCCUUACGUUAGGACUAUUACGCAAGUAACCUAUGAAGAUGAAAGAUAUUCAUCAAAACAUAUCAGAACAACAAAUUCAUAUGGUCGAUGUUCUCUUUUUAUUCAUAAUCCAUUGUAUAGUGAUUGA
Brugia malayi is the source of this 600-nucleotide messenger RNA. RefSeq lists its product as uncharacterized. Lineage: Eukaryota; Metazoa; Nematoda; Chromadorea; Rhabditida; Onchocercidae. The coding region runs from base 1 to 600 and encodes 199 amino acids. The transcript is spliced from 4 exons. The record is from RefSeq and is a predicted model, not a curated record.